This is a messenger RNA of Xyrauchen texanus (razorback sucker), 797 nucleotides long. Its product is annotated as peptidyl-prolyl cis-trans isomerase NIMA-interacting 4. Gene Ontology annotation, biological process: rRNA processing. Lineage: Eukaryota; Metazoa; Chordata; Actinopteri; Cypriniformes; Catostomidae. The transcript has 4 exons. Gene Ontology annotation, molecular function: DNA binding; peptidyl-prolyl cis-trans isomerase activity. The record is from RefSeq and is a predicted model, not a curated record. The coding region runs from base 237 to 626 and encodes 129 amino acids.
GCUAUACUUUUACACAAUAUGUAUAAUUUCUUUGCAUCUGCUUCGAUUAUUGCACCUGCAUGCGUCUUAACCACGUACUAUUAACUGAAAUAACUGAUUGUUGAAAUGUGUUGCUGAAAUAAAGCGGUGUUAUUUUCAGGUUAAACGCGUGGGAAACUGUGUGUGGUGGUGAGAAUCUCGUGUGUGCUAGCUAGCCAACGAUCAAGAGGAAACCUAUAUUACAAGAGAUAUAGAAAAUGCCACCUAAAGGAAAGGGUGGCAAAGGUGGUAAAGGAGGUGCUGCUGCCUCAGGCAGUGGGGACAGUGAUCAGAAGGAGAAGGCUCAGAAAGGAGGUACAGCAGUCAAGGUUCGGCAUAUUCUCUGUGAAAAGCAUGGUAAGUGUAUGGAGGCAAUGGAGAAACUCAAGGCUGGCAUGCGCUUCAGUGAGGUUGCAACACAAUACAGUGAGGACAAAGCCAGACAAGGAGGUGACCUUGGCUGGAUGACAAGAGGAUCAAUGGUGGGACCAUUUCAGGAUGCAGCAUUUGCAUUACCCAUCAGCACUAUGGACAAACCUGUAUACACAGAUCCUCCUGUGAAAACAAAGUUUGGCUACCAUAUUAUUAUGGUUGAAGGCAAAAAGUGAUCUCUCUUAAAUGGACUAAAGAGCUUGAUGUUGUGUUACAAUGCCAUUUGAAUAAUCCCCACCACAACACAAUGCAUAUUGCAUUUUCAAUAUUGUCUGCAGUCAUUGAAGUUCUUUUUUUUUUUUUUUUUAUCAUCUUGUAAAUUUCAGCCAAUAAAAUAUCUCUCUCUU